This is a messenger RNA of Suillus subalutaceus, 590 nucleotides long. RefSeq lists its product as uncharacterized. Lineage: Eukaryota; Fungi; Basidiomycota; Agaricomycetes; Boletales; Suillaceae. The transcript has 3 exons. The record is from RefSeq and is a predicted model, not a curated record. Bases 193 to 573 code for a protein of 126 amino acids.
ACUGAUCAACUUAUCCUUGGCAAGAUUGCCCUAUAUAUUCAGUGAUCGAGCUAUAUUGCGCAGUGUCCGUGCGCAAAGGGUCUGGUAUUUGAGGUCACCGGAUCUUGGUUAGGUCCGCCGACUGAUUACACCACGGUGAAUUUGCAGGCUCCACACAUUGACCGUCAUCACCAUCCCUCAAGAUAUCUCAUCAUGUCCGACACAACAGUCACUCAGCACCCCCCUGCAAUCAGAGUGGGUCGUCGUCGUCUCUCAGUUACCUCGCGCCCGAGGCCUCGUGCCAACUCUGAAGCUGUUCCAAACGUUGGCGCAAAUCAGACCGAAGACACUGAUUAUCCGCGACCGGCAGGCCACAGCGAGGAGGAAGCACACCCUCCUCCACACAAUGAAGAAGAGAUUCCAAAGAAGAGGAAACAUCAUGGACAGGGCAACCACGACGACAACAGGCUUCAAGAGAGCGCUUAUCGCAAGGCAGAAGCUAGUAGGCCCACCAAAGACCAUGUCGGUGGUAAAAGUGGUUAUGGUGGUGGAGGCAGGAUCGCUCAACCUGCGGGAAAGAGCUUCGGAGUUUAGGAAAAGGUCAUGUUUUG